ACAUUUAAAAGGUGAAAUCAAGCGUGAGCACGCAUCGCACAACCACAGGCGUUUCAAGUGGAGAAGAAGAAAGCACAGACCUUCCUCCUGCUGCUGAUUUGGCUCGUUUAAACCAUGUGGCUUUAUAAUUUUUUGCUGAGUUUUGACCUCAGGGGUCUAUUUCUCUUCCUUUUUAUUUUCCUCCUGAUAGCAGACUACGUCAAAUACAGGAAUCCACCAUACUUUCCUCCAGGACCGCUGGCUCUGCCCAUUGUGGGGAAUUUCUUGAGUAUGGACCCUAAACAGCCACACAUUUCUUUUGCCAAGCUGGCUAAGAUCUAUGGGAAUGUGUUCAGCCUCCGCCUCGGCAGGGACAAGUGGGUGCUUUUGUCUGGAUAUAAGAUGCUGAAGGAAGCCACAGUGACACAAGCUGAGAAUUUUGUGGAUCGACCAUACAGCCCGAUGGCUGACAGGAUAUACCUGGGAACCUCAGGUGGUCUGUUCAUGAGUAAUGGUGAAAAAUGGAAGCGACAGCGGCGUUUUGCCUUGUCUACCUUACGCAACUAUGGCCUGGGCAAAAAGAUCAUGGAGCAGAGUAUCUGUGAGGAGAUACGAUAUCUGCAGGAGGAGAUAGAGAAGGAGAAAGGUGAACCUUUCACCACGACAGGCCUCUUCAACAACGCUGUGUCCAACAUCAUUUGCCAGCUGGUGAUGGGGAAGCGCUUUGACUACAGCGACCACAACUUCCAGACCAUACUGAAGUAUCUGUCUGAGACACUUUGGCUGCAGGGCUCCGUUUGGGGUCUACUGUAUGAGUCGUUCCCCAGAGUGAUGAGGCACUUGCCAGGUCCUCACAACAGAAUAUUCAGCCUCUCAAACGUGCUCCUAGAGUUCAUCAGUCAGGAGGCAGAGAGGCACAAGAAGGAUCUGGACCGCAGCAAUCCCCGGGACUACAUUGACGCCUUCCUCAUCGAAAUGGAGAACCAUAAAGACCCUGACCUGGGCUUCACUGAGACCAACCUGAGCAUGUGCUCUCUGGAUCUGUUCCUCGCUGGAACAGAGACAACCUCCACCACUUUGCAGUGGGCUUUGAUUUACCUCAUCAAACACCCUGAUAUCCAGAAAAAAGUCCAGGCAGAGAUAGACACAGUGAUCGGACAGACCCGCCUGCCCAGUAUGGCCGACAGACCCAACCUGCCCUACACUGACGCCGUCAUCCACGAGAUCCAGAGGAUGGGAAACAUUGUUCCUCUCAACGGACUCAGAAUAGCUGCUAAGGACACGACACUGGGCGGCUACUUCAUACCAAAGGGUACGUCCAUAUUGCCCAUCCUGGACUCUGUGCUGUUUGAUAAGAAUGAAUGGGAGACUCCAGAUAAAUUCAAUCCUGGACACUAUCUAGAUGCUGAGGGAAAGUUUGUGAAGCGAGACGCCCACCUGCCUUUCUCUGCCGGGAAACGUGUGUGUCUCGGAGAAGGCCUGGCCAAGAUGGAGCUGUUCCUGUUUUUUGUAGGUUUACUACAGAAGUUCUCCUUUACUGCUCCUGAUGGAGUAGAGCUGAGUGCAGAAGGAAUCACUGGGGGGAUACGAGUCCCUCGUCCCUUCAAGGUUUACGCCAAGGCUCGCUGAGUUGUGCUUUAUCUCAGAGCAAAACACUCGAGAAGAGAAAGCUGUAGUUACUUUUCAUUCUCUCGUAACAAUUCCCCUCGUACUGGGAAUUGUUUAGUCUGCACAUUUAAUUAUGUGUGAUAAAGUUAAUGUUUUGCCUGUCUUUGUGGUUCUUAAUGACAGAAUGUAGAAAGUAUCAUUAUACUUUGAAACUGCAAGUUGUACUGGCAUGUAUAAGCCUUUAAUAAAUAAUAGAUUAAAAUUAUUUUUAAACAUUAAA
This is a messenger RNA of Toxotes jaculatrix (banded archerfish), 1867 nucleotides long. RefSeq names its product cytochrome P450 2J4-like. Gene Ontology annotation, cellular component: intracellular membrane-bounded organelle; cytoplasm. Gene Ontology annotation, molecular function: iron ion binding; oxidoreductase activity, acting on paired donors, with incorporation or reduction of molecular oxygen, reduced flavin or flavoprotein as one donor, and incorporation of one atom of oxygen; heme binding. Gene Ontology annotation, biological process: xenobiotic metabolic process. The transcript has 9 exons. NCBI's taxonomy places the organism in Eukaryota, Metazoa, Chordata, Actinopteri, Toxotidae. The record is from RefSeq and is a predicted model, not a curated record. The coding region runs from base 115 to 1608 and encodes 497 amino acids.